Messenger RNA from Phanerochaete carnosa HHB-10118-sp, 270 nucleotides. RefSeq lists its product as uncharacterized. The annotation marks the transcript as partial. NCBI's taxonomy places the organism in Eukaryota, Fungi, Basidiomycota, Agaricomycetes, Polyporales, Phanerochaetaceae. Gene Ontology annotation, biological process: translation. Gene Ontology annotation, cellular component: mitochondrial large ribosomal subunit; ribosome. The transcript has 2 exons. The record is from RefSeq and is a predicted model, not a curated record. Gene Ontology annotation, molecular function: structural constituent of ribosome.
GUCCGUCAUUCGUACUUUGUCCGCAGGAACACCAGGGGAUCCAUCCCCGUCUACACAGAAAUCCGUGCGCAAAAGCACCUCGUUCUGAUCCGCAACGUCGAGGGUAACACCGAGGACCUCGCCCGAGACAUCAGAGAGACUCUCUUCCAACCCGGUACGCCCGAGACAGAGAGGCUCAAGGUCAACACCGUCCGCGGCCGCCACGUCGUUCUAUCCGGCGGAUUCUGGAAGACCCAUGUCGUGGAGUGGUUGCAAUCAAAAGGUUUCUAA